Molecule: messenger RNA, 603 nt
Organism: Rotaria sp. Silwood1
Lineage: Eukaryota; Metazoa; Rotifera; Eurotatoria; Philodinida; Philodinidae
Source: the annotation of a GenBank genome assembly
AUGCUUCGAAUUCUUUCACUUUUACUAACCUUGAUUCCGAUCACACAUGGAAUAAAUUGUGUAUCUUGUACUGGUUGGAGUAACUCAGGAUGCAAUGAUCCGUAUGAUGAAACUACAUCAGGCGAUCUUCCAGUUCCAGGCAAUACCUAUUGUUUAAAAGUGGUCUAUCCAAACUAUAUAGAAAGGAUGGCUGGUGGUCGAACAUGUACCCCUGGAAGUAGUGUUGGUGGUAGCGUCCGUUAUUGUUGUUCCAAUAAAGAUUAUUGUAAUCGAGCAUCAAGUUGUACUGCUUCUUUGACCGUUAUUGAUAGUUAUGAUAUAUUUAGUAGUCGGCUAUCAUCAUUACCUUCCAAUCAAUCAUUUAUUGCAUUACUCAGUGCAAGUAGAUCAAGCAAACGUGCUCAAGCAGCAGUUAUUAAACGUUUGACAAAAGAAUUAACUAAGACACAUUCAAUUAAAGGUCGUAUUGCACCAUUCUCAUAUGUUGACAUAGGUCCAAACUUAAUACAUGAAAUCACAACUGAUUCUGGUAUUGAUUCAUUGUGGAUACCUGCAAAAUCAACACCAGAAAUUUUACAUCCUUUAUUCAAUAGUCUUGCAUGA